Molecule: messenger RNA, 1934 nt
Organism: Somion occarium
Lineage: Eukaryota; Fungi; Basidiomycota; Agaricomycetes; Polyporales; Cerrenaceae
Source: the annotation of a GenBank genome assembly
CAGCCUCAGUCCAGAUGAACGUCUUCGCAGAGUUAUAAAACAAGAACGUUGUUUCUCCCUGCUUAGACUGUAGAUGCCUGUUCAAAUUAUCCACAUUCUGUAGUCGGGUUAUGAACGUGGAGGAGGUGGUGCGCAUGUUGUGUUUCGGUCGAGCGAUGGUCUUCUUCUUUCCAAGGGUCGCUGGGGCAUGGGAGAAGAUCGUGUUGUGUUGCUCAUGAGGAAGAUUUGGCGUCGAUGUUACAGCAUCUGGUGCUGGAGACACAGUAACAUCUGACCCUUCUCCUUCUUGUAUUCCUUCUCCCUAGUCCCGCCCAGUAGCUGUGAUAGCACUUGAGGUGAGUUCGCACCCUUGGAGCCGGGAAACUUGACGACUACAGUGGUCAACCUCGUAAGGUGAACAUUUGGUGUAGCAUUAGCAGCAUGUAGGCCAAGAACAGAGGGCUUAUGCUCUUCAGUCACUGAAUAAACACCUUCGGGAGCGACGAAGCGUCUGGGAGUUCCGUAGUGGCGGUAACGGUGAAGGAAGAAACAGGAAGACCCGGAUCUUGGACGAAAGCCUUCUCCUCGACUGCCAUGAUCAAAUCCCCAAAACUAGCUCGAAUCCCUCACAGAAAUGUGCUUUCGAUAAGAUCUAAUCGUCGAUGGCAGUCGACGAGCGCCGAGCCGCCGCCGGCUGAAGGUCAUUUACCCUCAGUCGCUACUUCAUCCUUUCUGCGAACCACUCCGGAUUCAGCAUUGCGCGCACCGGGGUUGCAAUGGGCAGAUGAUGGUUUAUCGGGGCCACCAAAUAUCGCGCUUGCAGAGCGCGAGACGCGAAAGAUGAAUCUAUACCAGGCGGUACGCGAUGCUAUGAGUAUUGCCUUGACGAAAGAUGACACCGCAGUAGUGUUUGGAGAGGACGUUGCCUUUGGCGGAGUGUUCAGAUGCACCAUGGGUCUUGCUGAAGAGUUUGGUCGCGAACGUGUAUUCAAUACCCCGUUAACUGAGCAAGGCAUCGCAGGCUUCGGAAUUGGCCUUGCGUCUAUGGGACAUACCGCUAUUGCUGAAAUUCAGUUUGCCGACUAUAUCUAUCCGGCCUUCGAUCAGCUUGUUAAUGAAGCUGCAAAACAUCGGUUCCGCUCAGGUGGUCAGUUUGGCGUUGGUGGUCUCACGAUCCGGUGUCCAACAAUGUCUGUCGGACACGGCGGUCUCUAUCACUCUCAAAGUCCGGAGGGAUUCUUCCUUGGCGCAGCCGGCCUCAAGCUCGUAAUUCCACGAUCGCCCGUACAAGCGAAAGGCUUGCUCCUUGCUUCCAUUCGCGAUCCUAAUCCUGUGAUUUUCAUGGAACCGAAGAUUCUUUAUCGCUCCGCUGUUGAACAAGUACCAAUAGGUGACUUCGAGAUCCCACUAGGAAAAGCGGAAACACUCGUCAAUGGCUCAGACCUCACAUUACUUACCUGGGGUACCCCGGUCUAUCACUGCGAGACGGCCAUCCACAUGCUUCGAUCUCCGCCAGAGUCCUUAGCUAAGCACAUACCCCAGUCUAUUCGUUCGGCCAAAGUAGAGCUCAUCGACUUGCGAACAAUUCUUCCUUGGGAUGUCGAGACUAUUGCAGAGAGCGUUGAGCGGACUGGUCGAUUGGUCAUUGUCCACGAGGCCAGUAGGACUGGAGGCGUCGGUUCUGAGAUCGCUGCCGAAAUUCAGAAACGGUGUUUCCUGAAGUUGCACGCGCCAGUCAAGAGGGUUACGGCUUGGGAUACCCCAGUGCCAAUGCAAUACGAAAAGUUCUAUAUACCUGACCCUCUGCGAAUUGUGGACGCUAUCGUGGGGACUUUGACAUACUGAUAUGUCCGACGCGGGAAGAUAAUAACAUAGCCCACACAUGUAUAUACCACACAAUAUUUAUUGACAACAUAGCAAAGUUGACAACGUAAUCACUCAGUCUUUAUUAACAA